This is a messenger RNA of Vigna unguiculata (cowpea), 7066 nucleotides long. Its product is annotated as protein SWOLLEN 1-like. The record is from RefSeq and is a predicted model, not a curated record. Lineage: Eukaryota; Viridiplantae; Streptophyta; Magnoliopsida; Fabales; Fabaceae.
GAUACAUCCAUGGAUUAUGAUGACAAUGAUUUUCAAAGCCAGAAUCUCCAUAUACCUGGUGAAGGGAGCACAAAAUUUCCUCCUGUUUUAAGGCCUUAUGCUCUUCCUAAGUUUGAUCUGGACGAAAGCCUUCAAGGGCAUUUAAGAUUUGACAGUUUGGUUGAAACUGAAGUUUUCCUUGGUAUUGAAAGUAACGAAGAUAACCAGUGGAUUGACGCCUACUCUCGUGGGAGUAGUGGAAUAGAGUUUGGUUCAACUGCUGCUGAAUCUUGCUCUAUUUCUAGGCACAAUAAUGUUUGGUCUGAGGCCACUUCUUCAGAAUCUGUUGAAAUGCUAUUAAAAUCUGUUGGACAGGAGGAAUUUAUCCCUAGAGAAACUGAUAUACAGGAGUCUGAUGCCUUUGAUGAACUGGCAUGCUUAGCUAAGCAAAUGGAGCCUGAUCCAAAGCCUGACGAUACAAAUGAAUAUAAAGAUAACGUUACUGAUUUACAGCCACCAGGGUUUAUACAUGAAAACUUGGUUGGAUUAAAGGAAGAAGAAAGAGAGCAGUCUCUGGCUGUAGUUUCCCAAGGUGAACUGUCCAUUGAUGGGGGUUUAGGUAAUCUGCAACCACAUGAUUUACUGGGAAAUGUUGACUUGCCUGUGGCUAGGGGGAUUCCCAUUACCGAUGACAACAGUGAUGAUGCAAAUCAACAAAAAGUUGAAAUUGUGGCUGAUGGUUCUCUUGAAGAAAAAACUCAAGAGGACUCAGCUGCGUCCUGGCCAAAGAAUAGUAUUACUGUAACUUCUAUACAAAAUAUCUCUUCUACUUGUGACGUAUUAAAGAUUCAAAAUGUGCAGAAUCAUGUAGUUGACAUGGAUCACGAGGAUCAAAGUUCUUUACAGAUGCAAUCUAAUGAACAAGAUUUGGAUUCUUUGGCGAUUAACAAAGAUUCUGAUGUUGACAUUCGAACUUCGAAUUUAAAUGCAGUUGGGGGUGAAAAACAUCAUUCUGAUAAACCUCUUUGUUCAAUUCCUAUGGAAGAAGCAUUGGAAAGUGGCAAUGUAGUUGAAGGCCUCGACACUUCUGAUAGUAGUUUAGGGGGCUCCUUGGGCAUGGUAUCUGAUGAUAUUUCUCGCUUGCAGAACACAGGAAGUUGCAAUGAAGAUGCAUGUUUCAGAGAUUUGUCUCCAGCCAAUGCAAACGAAGAUACAAUUGUGGAUAAUCUAUCUGCUGUAAAUACAUGUGAUUCACCAAUUGUUGCAAUUAAAGAUGAUUCCAGUUCUGAGGGGCAAAUAAUUGGGGUCAGCAAAUCUGACCAUAGUACUUAUCCUAAUUUUCAGAAGAAUAAUACUGUUGCCCCUACACAUAGCAAAAGCAGUGAUUCUAAGGAAAAUGAGUUAGCAAACAUUGGUAACCAGAUGGACGUGGAGCUUUCAUUCAGUAAGUCAGAGGCAUCUAUUUUUGCGGUUGGGAAUGAUAACACUUCUACUAUUAAUAAAAGUGAUGAUGAUAUCAAAGCAGGUGGUUUCGCAAGUUUAAGUUCAGUGAAUUCUACAACAUCAUGUAUUUUGGUUCAGGAAACACAAGUAUGUGAAAACAAUGAGCCUGACAAGCAGGGUGACCAUGGAAACUUUUGUCGAGAUAUUUCUGGUGUUGACCUGGCAAAUAAAAAUGCCACUACUGAUUCCAGCGUAAUGAAUUGCAAUGUUGACCAACCGCAUCAUGUUGAUUGUGGAGUUAGUUCAUCAUCUCUUAGUACAGAUAACAUGGAAACUAAGUUGACUACUGCCACAGUAUCAGAUGUUGAGCCUGUCAAUAAUUCAGACUCACAAUAUAUAUUAGAAAAUAUUAGUUUAACAUCCUGUGAAAUGGCAGAUGUUACACUACCUAACAGAGUUAUAUCCACACAUGGAGUUACAGAUCACUUUGAAGUUCAAGGAGGGAUGCUUGUUGGGUCUGCUUCUAUUAAUGAAAAGGACUACACAGAAGCUACCAUAGCCAAUGAAGCAAGCGCUGAAACUACCUUAGCCAAUGAAGCAAGCGCUGAAGCCACAGUAACCAAUGAAGCAAGCACUGAAGCCACUGUAACCAAUGAAGCAAGCGCUGAAGCUAAAAUAUGCAUUGAAUUAUGCUCUGAAGGUAAAAGAGCCAAUGAAUGUAGCUCUGAAGCUAAAAUAGUUAAUGACGUAAGCUCUGAAGCUAAAAUAGUUAAUGACGUAAGCUCUGAAGCUAAAAUAGCAUAUGAAGCAAGUUCAGCUCUUCCUGUUGGGUCUUCUGAACAGGAAACUGCUUCUUGUCUUGAUACUGGAACUGAAAAAUUACAUUUUUCUGAUACAUCAAGACAACCGUUGAACGAGACAAUAAGCAGUUGUGUGACAACUGCUUCUGGAAAGAUGGAUAAACCUCAAGAGGCGCCAAGUGAUAAGGCUGAUCAGGAAUGCGCAAAAGAGGCUGGUGUGGGUCUAGUUCUCCAUGAAUCGAUAGAGAAGCAGGGUGAUGAAGUUUCCCUAUCUUUUACCAAAGAUGACAAGGAGGCAAUACAAGAGUUCCAUGACAAGUCAUCCUCAAAAAUAACAGGUGAAGAUUUAUCUGGAAAUGAAGGUUCCAAAUCUUCUUCUUUGCCUGAUUCUUGCACCAAAUUGCAUGAAACGGGAAGCAGUCCUGCCAACCAUACUGAUAAUGCUCGUGGUACCUCUGUUACUUUUCGAAGCCAACCUGAAACUGAAAAAGAUGUGAAUCGAGUUAAGGCUUCCGGUCAUCUAAACCCUUCAAUUUCUGAAUGCGUAAAUAAGGAUGCAUUGAACACGUCGAUGGGUCAUGAUCCUAAGGGGAAUGAUGCAUCUAAUGACGAGAUAAGCUUAGCUCCUGUGGCAAAUUUGCCCAAAAAAAGUGUUUCAGGAAAGACCUCCAAAGGAACAAAUUCUGGCAAGAGGCAACGAGCUGCAGCCAACCAAGAUUCGAUGGUUGGAGAGGAACUGGCUUCUGUAGUAGGUACUUCCAAAACCAAAGUGGCUGGAAAUAUGUCCCGUGGGAGUCCACAAAUAUCUGAUGGUGUCAUGGCACUCACUGUUUCUCAAGGAACACCUGAACGCAAACCUAGGCGAUCCUCUAAUAAGACAGCUGGAAAGGAAACUUCUAGGAAAGGAAAUAAAGGAAAAAGUCCAGGAAAACAUUCAGAAAGAGUGGAUCGAUCAACUAGCUUGUCUUUGAGCCCAUCACCUGGUUUCCAAGUGAUGCAAUUGAAUGAGGUGCAGCAGUACGGGCAUGUUGAUUAUGUCAGUACAAAGCAAUUUGCUAUUUUAAAUGCUUCCACUUCUAGCCUUCCAGAUUUGAACUCUUCUGCUUCUCCACCUGUUCUGUUUCAACAGCCUUUCAUGGAUAUUCAGCAAAUACAAUUGCGUGCACAGAUCUUUGUCUAUGGAGCGUUGAUUCAAGGCAUGGUACCUGAUGAGGCCUAUAUGAUAUCAGCUUUUGGGGGGCCAGAUGGUGGAAGGAGUAUUUGGCAGAAUGCCUGGUCUUCCUGCAUGGAGAGGCAGCAUGGUAAAAAAUCUCAUCCCAUUAACCCGGAAACACCUCUGCAAUCAAGAUCCGAUUUGAGAUCUGCAGGUGCAAGAACCACUGAUGUAGCGGUUAAGCAAAAUGCACUUCAAGGUAUCUCUUCACCUCUUGGCGUAACCGGCAACAAGGCUACUCCGACAAUUGGCAACCCAUUAGUACCCCUUUCAUCGCCCCUUUGGAGUUUACAAACUCCUUCCUGUGAUUCCCUUCAAAAUGCCCUUGCAAGAGGUUCUGUUGUGGAUUAUUCACAGGCACUUGCUUCUUCGCAAUACCAAACCCCACCUUUCAGAAACUUUCUCGGACACAACACAUCUUGGUUAUCCCAAUCCCCCCUUCGUGGAUCAUGGACUCCAAUUCCUGCCUCUGAUAACAACACUUCACAUAUUUCUGCAUUACCUCUCACAGAUACAAUUCAGUUCAAUUCUGUCAAAGGAUCUUCUGUUCCUCCAAGUAUUAAAAAUGCUCCUCUUGGUCUGCCAGCUUCUAGUGCAGGCGUACAAAGUCUCUUUAUGGCAACUACCCCUUUGCAUGAUACAAACAACGUGAUGGUAUUGAAUGCUCAGCAUUCUUCAGAUCCAAAACCCAUAAAAAGAAAAAAAAGUAUGGUGUCCGAGGAUCUUGGGCUGAAAGCCAUGCAUUUGCAGUCUCAACUAGUACCAACUCCUGUUGUAAGCAGCCAUAUAUCUACUUCUGUUGCCACUGCAACCCCUGUUGGGAGUGUGCCCAUAACUACUGUUGAAAAAUCAGUUGUAUCUGUAACUCCUCUAUCUCUUGCUGAACACCUCACAGGUGAGUGGAAUGUUAAGAUGAGGAUUUUGUCAGAUGAGUCUCUUACAAAAAUUAAGGAGGCUAGAGAGAAUGCUGAGGAAGCUUCUGCUCUUUCUGUGGCUGCUGUGAAUCAUAGCCUGGAGAUAUGGAAACAGUUGGAUAAACAAAAAAAUUCUGGACUGGUGUCAGAUAUUGAGGCCAAAUUAGCAUCUGCUGCAGUAGCAGUUGCUGCUGCUGCUGCUGUUGCAAAGGCAGCUGCUGCUGCCGCCAAUGUUGCAUCAAAUGCUGCACUGCAUGCAAAAUUAAUGGCUGAUGAAGCAUUAGUUUCAUCUGGUUAUGAGAGUUCUUGCCAAAUUUCUUGUUCAGAGGGUAUGAAUAACGUAAAAGCAACCCCUGCGUCCAUCUUGAAGGGUACUAUUGGAACCAAUAGCUCUAGUUCUAUCAUCGGAGCUGCGAAGGAGGCUGCAAGGAAGAGAGUGGAAGCUGCUUCAGCUGCUAGAAUACGAGCUGAAAAUAUGGAUGCUAUUGUGAAGGCUGCUGAGCUGGCAGCAGAAGCUGUAUCCCAGGCUGGAAAGAUUGUAACUAUGGGUGAUCCUUUGGCAUUAAAUGACUUGAUAGAAGCGGGUCCAGAGGGUUGUUGGAAUGCAGCCCGAGAAUCAAGUCAGCAAGUUGGCUUGUUAAAAGACAUGACCAGUGGUCUGUUUAGCGCUGGCAAUAUUGGAGACAGACCUGAAGCUUCCCAGAUACGUAAUAGAGAUAUUUCAUCUGAUGAAAAGGGGAAGAAGACUGCUGCAAGAGAGAAGUCACCUUUUCAUACAGCGCAGAGUGAGAUAUCUCAGGACCAUAUGAAAGGCAUUGGUGGCAUUUCUUCUAUUAAUGUCAAUGAAAAGAGUUCAAAAGGACCAAACCUAGUCAAUCCCAUUGACGUGCUUCCUGAAUCUGAGAUUGAAAUGCAGGUUGCUUCCACAGCUGGCAAUAGACCAGAAGAUGUGGAGGAAGAUAGCAUAAAGGAGGGCUCACUUGUAGAGGUUUUCAAAGAUGGAGAAGGAUUUAAGGCAGCAUGGUACAAAGCCAAAGUAUUAAGUGUGAAGGAUGGUAAAGCUUAUGUAAGCUACGAUUUUCCUGUAGAUGAUGAAGGUGCAGGGCCUUUGAAGGAAUGGGUUUCACUUGAAGGUGAAGAAUACAAGCCUCCCAGAAUACGCAUUGCUAGUAAUAUAACUGGUUUGCGUAACGAAGGGACAAGGAAGAGACAGAGGGCAGCUAUGGUAGAUUAUAAUUGGUCUGUUGGGGAUAGGGUUGAUGCAUGGGUAGAAGACAGCUGGCAGGAGGGUGUUAUCACUGGUCAGAACAAGAACGAUAAAACAAUAACUGUUCACUUCCCAGUUAGUGGAAAAACAUCACUUUUCAGAGCUUGGCAUCUACGUCAGUCUUUUAUUUGGAAGGAUGGGAAAUGGGUUGAGGCUCCCAAAGCUGGUGCAAAUGACAGUUCUACACAUGAGGGUGAUACACCUCAUGAAAAACGAGUCAAGUUAGGUAGUCCUGCAGUAGAGGUAAAGGGUAAGGACAGGAUUCUGAAAGGAACUACUGCCGUGGAGUCAGCAAAUCCUGGCGAGUUGAGGUUACUGGACUUGACUGAAAACGAAAAAGUGUUCAAUAUUGGGAAGAACAGCAAGAAUGAAAAUAAAUCUGAUGCACACAGAAUGGUAAGGACUGGUCUUCCGAAAGAAGGAUCAAGAGGGAUUUUUGGUAUUCCUAAACCUGGGAAGAAAAGGAAAUUUAUGGAAGUAAGCAAGCAUUACGUUGCUGAUGGGACAAGUAAGAUCAACGAUGGAAAUGAUUCGGUUAAACUUUCAAAUUUCCUGAUACCUCAAGGUACCGGUGGAUCACGUGGGUUGAAAAAUACCUCAAAAAAUGAUACCAAGGAAAAACAUGGAGCUGGCUCCAGGCCUGCUUUUAAGUCUGGAAAACAGCAGAGUGUUUCGGGUAGAGUGAUCCCACCGAAAGAAAACACUUUAUCAACCUCUCGUACUAAUGAUAUGACAAAUCGUGCAGAAAGGAUCAAGGAUUCUUCAAGUAAUUUUAAGAAUGUAUCUCAGAGUGAAAAUCAGGUGGAAAGAGCGUCCUAUUCUGGGAACAUUGGAGCUGGGGUUGGACCAAUCUUGUAUUCGUCCCUUGAAUCUUUAACUGAUUCUCAUCCCACUAAAAAGACAUCAACAUCAAGGGCAAGUAAAGGAAAACUUGCACCUGCUGGUGGUGGAAGGUUGGCUAAGAUUGAUGAGGAAAAAGCCUUCAAUGGAAAUCCUGUGAAGUCAACAUCUGAUAUCGCUGAGCCUCGUAGAUCCAAUCGCAGAAUACAGCCAACUUCCAGACUAUUAGAAGGAUUGCAGAGCUCUUUGAUUAUCUCAAAGAUUCCUUCUGCUUCACAUGAAAAGGGUCACAAAAACCAGAAUCGGAAUGUUUCUAGGGGGUAACCAAGGUUAAACGAGAAGUUGCUAUGUGCGGUUUAGUUGAAAGAACGAUACACUCAGCAUAGAUGUGUAUAUUUAUUUAUAAUAGGGAACAUAGGAUGGGAAAUUCUUGUUUCCUUUGUUUUAGGCAGACUAGUCCAGUAGAUGUUAAUAUUGAUUUUAUGUUGUUUACAGAAUGAUUUAAUUUGAUCCUGUAGGCUGUAUAUGGAAUUUAUCCAUGUUGACUUGUUUAUAGAAAGGUUUGUUGAUAUGAUCAAAUGGUAAAGUGAUGUUCCUCUUUGAAUAUCAA